Porites evermanni is the source of this 864-nucleotide messenger RNA. Lineage: Eukaryota; Metazoa; Cnidaria; Anthozoa; Scleractinia; Poritidae. The record is from the annotation of a GenBank genome assembly.
AACACCAUCUGCAAGGAAGGUCGAUACAGUGAGCUAGGGACGAAACACAAAGACCUUGUAACGGCAAUGGAAACCGACGACCUUCAAGAGAGGCUAUUGAGAUUUGAUGAGGUCAUGGAGUCUCAGUGUCCAUUAUUCAAGUUUGCCCAGGACUACAUGAAGUUUGUGAUGUGUAUCCUGAUGUUCAUACGCACAUCAAGAGAGGGGGACUGGUACCUUCACCUUGAAUCUCUCAAGGCUUUGGCAAAGUAUUUCUUUGCUCACGACAGGCUGAACUAUGCGCGAAUGGUGCCACUAUAUCUAGCGCAGAUGCACGGGUUAAAGAUCGAUGAUCCCAUAUUCACCAUGAAUUAAUGCAAGGAAACUUGUGUAAACAAAAAUGAGAUCCCUUUCUGUGCAAUUGGACCGGAUCACGCUAUAGAACACGUCAACAAGUUGAUGAAGAUUCGGGGAGGGCUGAAAGGUCUAACACAGCAACCAGCAGCCAUGGCAAGAUGGUUCCUUGUGGCACCAGAACUAAGUCGACUUGCGACGCAAGCUGAGCACAUGGUGGGGAUACAAAGGGCUUCAUCAUCGCAUCAUCACGAUUUAAGCGAUGCGAUAACAAAUCGCUAUAAUGAAAAUGUACAGAAGCUGAAGGAUGUGCUCAAAGCGAGUGACCCUUUCGCGACAGAGGAACGUCAUCUGGUGAACAUCGUCACGAAAGCAGUUAUGCCAGAUGACAUCAAGGAGGGAGUCCUAACACGAGAUAAGAUCGGCCAGGAGUUGUUUGACACAUUUGCUCAAGAGAGAAUCGUCGAGGCCAAGUUUAAGUGUUUGGAACCCCAUGAAAAAGGCAAAUCUGAAGUCAUGGAAGUCUGCUUG